Messenger RNA from Metopolophium dirhodum (rose-grain aphid), 1059 nucleotides. RefSeq lists its product as uncharacterized. The transcript has 2 exons. The coding region runs from base 348 to 791 and encodes 147 amino acids. The record is from RefSeq and is a predicted model, not a curated record. NCBI's taxonomy places the organism in Eukaryota, Metazoa, Arthropoda, Insecta, Hemiptera, Aphididae.
UCGAACGCCACUGUAUGCACACGCACAAUUCAGUCGAUAUAUUAAUGUAUUAUCUAAAUAUUUAUUAUGAUAAUGACGUGUACAUUAUAGUGGAAACCCGUAGGCAUAUACCGUACUACAUUAACCUCGGUAGGUCAUUAAAUCUUGAUACACAAUAUAUUUUAUAACAGUAUAUAUAUGCAUAAUAUACUCGCGGGUGGAAAAGCCCGUCCGCAGACUUCCUUUAUAAUACAGCGCACGUCCGACGAACGAUCAUAGUCGCAACCCGAAGAUUGACAAUAGUCUUCCAAGUUCCAACGUUUUCUGAACUCGUCUUGUGAAAAAACACUACACAAUCACUCGUCAACAUGAAUUUUCUGACAAUUGUAUUGGUUAUUGCAUUGGUCGGUUAUUCACUGGGUGCACCACAAUACAGUCAUUAUGAAUUAGACGACGAAUACGAACACGUCAACCCAGAACCUCGAUAUAAUAGCGGUGAUUGUAAUUGUAACGGCCGAGAACAUGGUGACAGCCGAGAAAAUGGUGACAGCCGAGAAAAUGGUGACAGCCGAGAAAAUGGUGACAGCCAAGAACAAGGUGAAGUUUUAUGCCAAGGUCGUGUUCACAAACAAAAACCAAGUAGAACCCGAAACCAACUUGGUGGAUACCAUAUACCAGUACAACAAUAUUAUGCCAAUAAUCCAGGAUACAGUGGAGGUUUACAACAAAACUACCAAGGUUGGCGUUUACCACCAUACAGCCAAGGUGGACCUGGUUUAUAUCAUCCAAGAUACGCUACGGAACGAUACUAAAACUUCAAUCACAACGUAAAUUCCAUUCGAAUCCCGUAUAUCACUUUUUUCUUGGACGUACCUGCGACUUAAACGUCAUAUUAUAAUAGAGUUGUCGCCUAGUAUUAUUAGUUAUUUCAUUAUUAUUUAUAACUAAAUUGUAAAUUUGUUUACAAUACUGUACCUAUACAUUGUUCUAUAAGAUUUUGAACUGUAAUGUUAUAACUCAAUAUAAUAAUGUCUAUACAUUUAUUUCUUUGGUGUAAUAUAUUGUUGUUAUAUACAGGUA